Messenger RNA from Ictidomys tridecemlineatus (thirteen-lined ground squirrel), 4704 nucleotides. The record is from RefSeq and is a predicted model, not a curated record. NCBI's taxonomy places the organism in Eukaryota, Metazoa, Chordata, Mammalia, Rodentia, Sciuridae.
ACUGUCCCAGCCAGUACCACAGGGGUGACAUCUACCUCCGCUAGCACUCCUGUAGCCACCACUGCCACCACCACUGUGACCCCACCUGGAACGACUCAGGGGACAUCCUCCUCGGCAACUGUCCCAGCCACAACCACAGGAGUGACCUCUGCCUCCGCCACCACUUCUGCUUCCCCUACUCCUGAGGCCACCAGUGCCACCACCACCGUGACGUCACAUGCCACCACUCAGGGGCCCUCUUCCGCAGCCACCAUCCCAGCCAGUAGCACAGGGGUGACUUCUACCUCUGCCAGCAGUCCUGUGGCUACCACUGCCACCACCACCGUGACCUUACCUGCCACAACUCUGGGGACUUCCUCCUCGGCCACUGUCCCAGCCACCACCACAGGGAUGACCUCUGCCUCCGCCACCACUUCUGUUUCUCCAACACCUGAGGCCACCACCGUCACCACCACCAUGACCUCACCUGCAACCACUCAGGGGACCUCCAUCCCGGGCACUGUCCCAGCAAGCACAACAGCUGUGACCUCUUCCUCUGCCACCACGGCUGCCUCCCCAACUUCUGAGGCCACCACUCCCACCACCACCAUGACGUCACCUAGUACGACUCAGGGGAACUUGGACACUGUCCCAGCCACCACCACAGGGAUGACCUCUGCCUCCGCCACCACUUCUGCUUCCCCAACUCCUGAGGUCACCACUGCCACCACCACCGUGACCUCACCUGCCACCACUCAGGGGACCUCUUCUUUGUCCACUGUCCCAGCCACAUCCACAGGGUUGACUUCUGCCUCCGCCACAACUUCUUUUUCCCCAACUCCUGAGUCCACCACUCCCACCACCACUGUGACCUCACCUGCCACAACUCUGGGGACUUCCUCCUCGGCCACUGUCCCAGCCACCACCACAGGGAUGACCUCUACCUCCACCACCACUUCUGCUUCUCCAACACCUGAGGCCACCACCGUCACCACCUCCGUGACCUCAUCUGCCACCACUCAGGGGACCUCUGCCUCGACGUCUAUCCCAGCCAGCACUACAGCUGUGACCUCUGUCUCUGCCACCACUUCUGCUUCCCCAACUCCUGAGGCCACCACUGCCACCACCACUGGGACCUCACCUGCCACCACUCAGGGGACCUCUUCUUUGUCCACUGUCCCAGCCACAUCCACAGGGUUGACCUCUGCCUUUGCCACAACUUCUGCUUCCCCAACUCCUGAGGUCACCACUGCCACCACCACCGUGACCUCACCUGCCACAACUCUGGGGACCUCCUCCUCAGCCAUUGUCCCAGCCACCACCACAGGAAUGACCUCUGACUCCUCCACCACUUCUUCUUCCCCAACUCCUGAGGCCACCACUGUCACCACCACCAUGACCUCACCUGCAACCAUUCAGGGUACCUCCACCUUGGGCACUGUCACAGUCAGCACCGCUGUUGUGACCUCUGCCUCCGCCACCACUUCUACUUCCCCAACUUCUGAGGCCACCACUCUCAGCACCACUGUGAUGUCACCUAGUACGAUGCAGGGGUCCUUGGCCACUGUCCCAGCCACCACCACAGGGAUGUCCUCUGCCUCCGCCACCACUUCUGCUUCCCCAUCUCCUGAGGCCACCACUGUUACCACCAUUGUGACUUCACCUGCCUCCACUCAGGGGACCUCCACCUCGGGCACUGUCACAGUCAGCACCGCUGUUGUGACCUCUGCCUCCGCCACCACUUCUACUUCCCCAACUUCUGAGGCCACCACCGCCAGCACCACUGUGACGUCACCUGCCACAACUCAGGGGACCUCUGCCUCGACGUCUGUUGCAUCAAGCACAACAGCUGUGACCUCUUCCUCCGCCACCUCUUCUGUUUCCACAUCUCCUGUGUCCACCACUGCCACCACCUCCGUGAUCUCACCUGCCACCACUCAGGGGACCUCUGCCUCAACCAUUCCCCUAGCCAGCACCACAGCUGUGACCUCUGCCUCUGCCACCACUUCUGCUUCCCCAACUCCUGAGGCCACCACCGCCACCACCACUGUGACCUCACCUGUAACGAUUCAGGGGACCUCUUCCACAGCCCCUGUCCCAGCCAGUACCAUAGGGGUGACUUCUACCUCCACCUUCACUCCUGUAGCCACCACUGCCACCACCACUGUGACCCCACCUGCAACCACUCAGGGGACCUCCACCUCGGGCACUGUCCCAGUCAGCACCGCUGUUGUGACCUCUGCCUCUGCCACCACUUCUGCUUCCCCAAUUACUGAGGCCACCACCGCCACCACCACUGUGACCUCACCUGUAACGAUUCAGGGGACCUCUUCCACAGCCACUCUUUCAGCCAGUACCACACGGGUGACCUCUGUCUCCCCCACAAAUUCUGUUUCCCCAACUGCUGAGGCUACCACUUCCACCACCACCGUGACCUCACCUGCAACGUCUCUGGGGACCUCUUCUUUGUCCACUGUCCCAGCCAGCACCACAGGGAUGACCUCUACCUCAACCACCACUUCUGCUUUGCCAACUCCUGUGGCCACUACUGCCACCACCACUGUGACCUCACCUACCAUGACGCAGGUGCCCUCUUCGAUAGCCACUGUUCCAUCCAGUACCUCAGGAUUGACCUCUGCCUCCGCCAGCAGUCCUGUGGCCACCACUGCCACUGCCACUACCACCGUGAUGUCACCUGGCACGACUCAGGGGACCUCCUCCUCGGCCACUGUCCCCGCCACCACCACAGGGAUGACCUCUGUCUCUGCCACCACUUCUGCUUCCUUAACUCCUGAGGCCACCACUGCUACCACCACCGUGACCUCCACUGCCACGACUCAGGGGACCUCUGCCUCGACCAGUGUCCCAGCCAGCACCACCACUGUGGCCUCUCCUGUCUGGACUCAGGGCACCUCUUCCUCCACCUCUUCGUACCCUGUUCUGGGAACCACUACCGUUGCUAGUGCAAAUUCGAGCCCCAGCAUCGUCACCUCCAUGCCAUCGCCCACAUCCUCUUCUCCUUCUACCACUUCUAGGGUUACAUCUACAACCACUUCAACUACCACCUCCAUUGUUCCUAGCACAAGUGUGACCUGCAUGAACGGAGGGAAGUGGACAGGAGUGGCCUGUGAUUGUCCCCUGGGCUUCACAGGAGAUCAAUGUCAGUUAUUGACCAAUAUCUGCCUGAAUGGAGGUCUCUGGGAUGGGCUCAAGUGUCAGUGUCCCAGCCUCUACUACGGGCCACUGUGUGAGAAUGUGGUGGAGAGCAUCGAGAUUGAGCCACCACCACAGACGGUCUCUGCUCAAAUGGAACUGACCGUGACCGUGACUAGUGAGCCCUACAGUGAUAAGCUACAGGACCGGUCUUCUCAGGAAUUCAAGAAGUUCAAUGAAAGCUUCACGGAACAGAUGAAAACAAUUUAUUCUGGAAUCCCUGAGUAUGAAGGAGUCAACAUCACAGGGCUGAGGCAGGGCAGUGUGGUGGUGGAGCAUGACGUCAUCCUGAGGACCAAGUUCACCCCAGAAUACAAGGAAGUCUUCAAGAAGGCCACGGAGGAGGUGAAGGAAAAAAUCGAGAGUGCAACCAGAGAGCUGAUAAGCAAAAAUGAUACCUGCACAGCCCUGCUGUGCUUCAACUCAACUGCCACCAAGGUGCAGAACAUUACAGUCACCCAGUACGAUCCUGAAGAGGAAUGCCGGAAGAAGGCUGGGGAGGAAUUUGCCCCCUACUUCAGGGUGGAGUACAAGGACCAGAAGCCUUACUGCAUCACGCCCUGCAUGGCCGGCUUCAACGCCUCCUGGGACUGCCACUACGGCAAGUGCCUGCUGCAGCGCAGUGGCCCCCAGUGCUACUGCCUGAUCACAGAGACUCACUGGUACAGCGGAGAGACCUGUGAGUGGGGCAUCCAGAAGAGCCUGGUGUACGGACUCGCCGGCGCGGGCGGUGCCGUGGUGCUGCUGGUCAUCGUGGUCCUCCUGGUGUUCACGCUCCGCUCCAGGAGAGAGGUGAAGAGGCAAAAGGCCACAGUGUCUCAGUUGUACCAGUGGCAAGAAGACGAUGGUGGAUCUGUCCCUGGGACCCUCCGAAACAUUGGCUUUGACAUCCAUGAAGAAAGAGAAGAUUACAUCCACCUGGACUCCAUCUACAGUAACUUCCAGCCCUCUCUGAAUCACAUAGACCCUGCAAAAAAGGUCCAAAUUCAGAGGCCCCAGGUGAUAAUGACAGCCUUGUAAAAAGCAAAGCAGUUUUGUGUGGCGCCGUGGGAUCUGGGAGUGAGGGGACCCCAGCUGGGCUAAGCUUGGUGGAACAUUUCCCCAUGGAGAGCGCGCCCCAGGAGUUGAUGGGAAACAGCCACUGCACAUACCAAAGAGGAAGAGAAGAGAGAAACAACAAACUCAGCUUCUGCUUGUAAAGUCGUGUGGAAGCACCGGGGAGGCUCCAGAGGGUUUGUGGUGAUGCCAGGCGAGGCCUUCUUGCCCACUUCCUGGGAGGUUCUUCUGAGCGCGCCAGCCCACGUUCAGCACCAAGGACAGCGCCCGGCCUACGGGCUUGCAGCCGGGACCGCUUCCACCCCACGACUGCGCUUUGCAACCUACACAAGACUCAUCUAAGGACCCUUGCAUCCCAUUUUCGUAAAAGGCGUCUAUUUUUAAAUAAUGUAAAUAUUUACAGGAUAAAUACAUAGUAUAUAUCUAAGAUUAUUAAUAAAGUUAUUAUUUAUAUGG